Messenger RNA from Cygnus olor (mute swan), 5763 nucleotides. RefSeq names its product proline rich basic protein 1 (gene PROB1). The transcript has a single exon. The record is from RefSeq and is a predicted model, not a curated record. The coding region runs from base 1282 to 5406 and encodes 1374 amino acids. NCBI's taxonomy places the organism in Eukaryota, Metazoa, Chordata, Aves, Anseriformes, Anatidae. Gene Ontology annotation, cellular component: nucleoplasm.
CUGCGAGGCUUCUCUGGGGCGGGAAGGAGGCCAGGGAUAAGUGGAAAAUGAGAGUGAAAAGUAAAAAAAAAUACUUCAAAAAUCAAUGAAAUGUUCUUUAUUCAAAACCAUGGGCCAGGGUGUUAGAGGGAACUCUGAGUGCUGGGGGCGUUUGGCUCCCCAAAAUGCUGUCAGGGGCAAGCACCGGUGCUAGGUGCAGAGCGCUGAGGCCUUGCCAAGGGGGAGAGCAGAAAAUCCCCUCGGUGCUGCUGUCCUUCACCAGAGCUGGCUUCCAGGGCCAGGCUGCUUCCAAUUAACUCCUGGCCUCUGCGGGGAUCCCGGCGGGCCGGGGCGGGGAGCUGCAUUUUUCUUGGAAAGGGAAGCUUUCGGCCUUUCUGGGCCUGCCUGACGGGAUGGGGGGGGAUGUUGCUAGGAGACGGGGCCGGCGGCCGCCAUUUGCCGUGGGGGUGCGGGAGAUGGCGGCAGGCGCUGGGGCGGCACCGCCGGGGCGAGGGGGACGAGGACAGGGGUCGGGCCCGAGCUCCUCACGGGGAGCGUGUCCCAGUCCCAGCCCUGCAGCCGGGCAGGGGCGGGUUAAGCGCCAGGCUGGGCUUCGUGGUUGCCCUUCGCUUGCCAAGGUUUAAAUUUAGUCCCCACAUGAACCCGGGCAUCAGGUUGCUGGAGGCUGGCAGCGCUGCCACGCACCUGCUGCCGCCGCUUCCUUCAGAAAUCCCCAAAAAGCCGCGGCUGACCCCGGCGGGGGCGGCCGGACUAGGCCGGGCACAACGAGAUCCGCGCGCCCCCCGAAAGAAGCGACCGACACCAUCCUCCUCCGCUCGGUGCCUGGUUUGACUUUGCGCCUUGCCAUCCCUCCUGGCUGCUUGCUCGUCGCUUGGGGGAUGCUGGGGGUGCGGGGGAGUGGCACCACUUGGGGACAGGCUUUGUGUCCCCCCCCAUCUGGGGACGCAGCAUCCCUGUGGGCAUGCAGGGGAUGGGGACGGAGCCACGACGCAGGGCCUCAGCCAGCUGGUGUGCCACCGAGGGAGAGGAGCACCCGGCACGGCCUCGGCGGGGUCUGCGGGUCCCCGGUGGGCUCACGGCUGCGGGGUCACAGUGGCACCAUCCCUACCGCAGACCCUUAAGCCGGGGGUGGCCGUGGCAUUUGCACGCCGCCCGACACUUGGCAUCGCCUCCCCCAUGCUGGCGCCCGCUGCACGCAUGUGAUUGAGGAGCCAGGCGCCGCGGCGAGCAGAGCAGAAGGUCGAGCCUGCUCCCGACGGCAGCACCGGGGCAGUCCCCACCAUGAUCCCCCGUGGCAAGAGGGACGCCGGCCGCCCUGCCGAGCUGCCUGGCCCCGAAGGCAUCAUUGAAGGACGUCGGUCUGUCUGGGAGGAGGACGGCCGCCUGUCCGUCCUGCCCCGUGACGACCUCCCCAAGAGCAUGUCCGACUCUUCCGUCUCCUCCUACCACUCGGCGCUAUGCUCGGAGACGACAGACACCUUCAAGGACUGCCUGGAGUUCCUGGAAGAGGAGGACGCGGGCCGCCACACCGCCACACCGCCCCGGGGUCCCCCUCAGGGCCCCCCGCCGCACAGCCCUGUCCCCAGCCCGCGGCUGGAGCGCGCCCGGCAGGCUCAGCUGUCUGUCACUGCUAAGAAUAGCUUGGCGCCAGGGCGCGGGGGCAGGAUGGGUCCCCUCCGCGGGGACCGGCCGCCCGCCGCUGCCUUUGGGGACCGGCCGGGCGCGGCAGCACCGGGGACGAUGCUCAGCGAGGGGCGGCGUGCCAGGCGGAGCGGCGGGGCCAGCGACUCGGACGAGGCUGACGGUGAGGUGCGAGCACUGACGGCCAGGUCUUUCCGAAGCCUCUCAGGCCUUCCCGGCACCCGGCUGGACAUGUGCAGCUCCCACACCUCCUCCAGCCUCUCCAACUCGCUGUCGGAGGACGGUGGUGGAGGACGGCGGUGGGCAGCGUGCGGGGAGCCCCGCGGUGCCGAGCUGCCUGGCCUGACAGGGAAGGAGCUGUUUGAGUGCGUGGAUGUGGAGCUAGAGAGCAGCGACGCCAAGAAGGGGCACGGCAAGAAGAGGACCGUCCCCAAGCGGCAGAUCCAGCUCAAGAGGAAGGAGAGGAAGGAGACGGGGUUCUUCCUGUGGGGGGAUGCCUCAGCCCCCCAGCCGCUGCCCCCCACCAGAAAGGAGCCCCCAGGCAAGGGCAGAGCUGUUGGUGAGGACUUCAGGUUCAACUACAAGCAGUUCAUGAAGACGGCCUCCCUGGACGACGCCUCCAGCAAGACCCGGAUGGCCUCCAACCUGGUGAAAAAUGUCCUAGCCAAGAAAAUGCAGUAUGAGCAGUGGAUUAAUAAGAUGGAGCAGAAAUCGCUGAGGGGCAGCUCGACCUCCUCAGGGCUGUCCUCAGUCGGCACCGACCUGCUCGGGGAUGGCCUGGAGGGCAAGUCCAGCUCGCUCUCCAAGUCCGACUGCAGCAUCUCCGCCGAGGACAUGCGGUGUCCUGGGGGCUGCGAGAGGCUGGGGACUGCCAGCACCACCCAGCCAGCCAAGGGGGUCGUGCUGAGUGAGGCGACAAGGGAGAAUGUCUGCAAGCUGAAGACAACCUUCAACGAGCUCAACGAGAGGAUGAAGUACCAGGAGGUGAUGCAGUGCCAGCGCCUGCCUGCCGAGGAGCACACGACGGAGAGGACCCACUACCGGCGAGCGCGCGCCUUGUUCGAAGGCUACGCUGGGGACAGGAAGGCGCUGGACAUCACCCCAAAAUUUGAGAAAGUGCAGAAGCCAUGGCCCAGCUUGAAGCAGCGAGCCAUCCGUCCCAGCAGGCCCGAAGUAGUCCCGUUUGAGCCCAAAAGCUUGGUGUUUCCUGAUGUGCCACCCCAGGGCAUCUUCACGUCCCGGGCGCAGGAGGUGAAGCUGGUGCCUCAGAGCCGGUGGGAGGAGAAGCCACCGCCAGCACCCCGAGAGCCACUGAGCCCCAGCACCCCUGCGGCCACCCCUGCUGAGCCGGGGAACAAAGGCAAGGUGCAAAUCCCGCAGCCGCGGGACGUGCGCAAGCUGCUGAAGAGCAGCUACAGCCUCUGCUUUGGCACCACCCGUGGCCCCCCAGCCCCUUGCCCCGUCGGGGAAAGCACCGGGGAGCCCACGCCGCCAUCCCCACUCGUCAUCCACUGCACCUCAGUCUGCCGCCGUGAGCCGGCACCGAGCCUCAUGCCGCCGGCGGACAGGGACAUGGGGACAGCUGGUGGCCGAGAGAUGGAGGCAGCACAUGCUGAGGGGACGGCGAUGGUCACCGGCACCCGCCCCACGCAGGGCUCACCCGUGCACAUCACAAAAGUCCAGUCCACGCGGAGAGAGGUGGCUGCCACCGAGGGCCCCCAGCUCAGCCCUGCUGCAUCCCCUGCAUGUCGCCAGCGGAGCGAGCUCAGGGUGCCACCGCGUGCAGCGAGCGGCGGGGACGCACACGUGGAGACCCACCUCCACGUCCUGGUCGGCCCACGGCCCCUGCCGGUGGCUGGGGAGGGCUCUCCGGCUCGGAGCGGCGCGGUGCUGCGGACAGAGAAGACCCUUGUCCUCCCACCACCACCAAGCCCCACAGAGGGAGAGGAGGAACGCAGUCGUGGCGUCACUGCAGGGGAUGGUGCCACAGGGGACCAGCAUCAUGGUGGCAAGGACGGCCCAGGGGAUGGCCAGGACGCCCGUGCCAUGAAACCAGCGGUGAGAAGUGCGGUAAAGCCACCCACCAGCGAGCCGGGCAGCUGGCUGGCCUUGGCGGGGAGCCAUGGUGCUGCAGAUGGUACCGGCCCCGCUGUCCCAAUUCGAGCGAGGGAGGCCGGCAACGGUCCCUCCGUCCCCACUGGGCCACUCCCCACCAGGCCACCAGACCGGAGGGAGAGCUGGGAGCACGUAACAAAGUGGCCGGGAGCCAGCGAGCCUCACCUUACCGCCGCCCCAGUGGAGAACACCAACUACUUGACAAUUCCCGUGAAAGCCGCCAAAUCCUCCCCAGUGCCAAAGCUGCCCUCGGCUCCCAACCCGGCCACCGCAUCCUUUGGGGCUCCCUUAGCUCCCCCUCCAGCCAGUGUGUCCUUUGGGACCCCUUCUGUCCCCAAUCCACCCACUGCAUCAUUUGGGACCCCCAUGGUCCCCAAUCCACCCACUGCAUCGUUUGGGACCCCCUCAGUCCCAAAUCCAGCCACUGUAUCGUUUGGGACCCCCUUGAUCGCCAAUCCAGCCACUGCAUCCUUUGGGACCGCUGCAGUCCCCACCUUGGCCAGCACAUCCUUUGGGACUCCUUUGGUCCCCAGUGCAACCAACUCAGCUUUUGGCUUCCCACCAGCCUCCAGCAUGUCCUUUGGCACUCCCUCAGUCCCCAACCUGACCAACACGUCUUUUGGGACACCUUUGAUCCCCUACCCAGUGAGCGCAUCCUUUAUGACCCCCUUGGUCCCCAAUCCAGCCACUGCAUCCUUUGGGACCGCUUCAGUCCCAAGGCUGGCCAACUCAACCUUUGGGACCCCCUUGGCCCCCAACCUACCCAGCGCACCCUUUGCGACCCCCUCUGUCCCCAAACCAGGCAGCUCAUCCUUUGGGACCCCCUCAGCCACCAACCCAGUCCCUGCUUCCCUUGGGUACCCAUCAGUCUCCAACGUGGCCAGCUCUUCCUUUGGGUCUCUGUCAGUCACCAGCCUGGCCAGUGCUCCGCUGGGGACCGGUGUGUCCACCCUGCCUGGUGGGGAAUCCCUGUGGAGCAAACCCCUCCCCGAGCCCGCCCGGCCCCGGCCCCCCGAGACUGUGGCCACUGCGGUGCCGCAGCCCCCAGCCCAGCCCCAGCCUCGCUUGGAGGACGCUCCCCGGAGGACCGAGGGCUCCUCGCCAAGCAACAAGAGUGCACCGAGCCCCACGCGGCCGUUCAAUCCCCAUCCGGCCGCGCAACGCAAGAUGCUCGUCGAUCCCGACAGCGGCAAAUGCUACUACAUGGAGCCGCCGCGGCAGCCCCAGCUGAAAAUGCUCUACGACCCCGAGACGGGGCAGUACGUGGAGGUGCUCAUCCCACCGGUGCCUGUGGCGUCGCACGCUGGGCUCUACCAAGCUCCCUUCAACCCCUUGCUCUACAGCGUGCCCUACGUGCCCUACAGCAGCUUCCCGGGGCUGCCAGCACCCGCGCCGCCCGCCGUCCCUUCCCCGGCGCACCCCGACCUGCAGGGCCAACUGCCGGCUGCCGAAAACCCCGGGGGCUUCACCGGGACCUUCAGCCCUGAUCCCAAGGGCGAGGGGCCGCCUGCUGCUGCGGGGCCCGACUGCGGGUACCUGGAGAGCCUGUACUACAUCCCCACGGGGAUGCGGGCCAGCCCCGGCCCCGGCCAGCCCCCUGCCCGCGCCAGCCCUGCCGGCCCCGAGCAGGGGCCGCUGCCCCCCAUGUGAGCCCCGGCUGCGGUGCCAGCCAGCAUCGUCCCACCUGCAGCUGGAGGGCACCUAUGUUUGUGGCUGAGCUGGUGUUGGACCUGACCGGCUCCUAAAAGGAAUGGGGGGGGGGAAGAUGGUGUUUUACCAGCACCUGGCAUCCCUGGGGGUGGUUCUGAAGUCAUUCAAGGGAGCACGGCCACGGCUGGCAAAGGGACCAGGUGCAUGGCCCCCGCCUCUCCCCGUCCCCCGGUCCCAUCCCGAGGGCUGCGCGGUGGGGCGAUGGCCAGAGGCACCCCGGCUAUGGCACAGACUCCUCAAAACAGCAAUAAAAGUGCUGAGCCAGCAUUAACCCUGCAUUCCCAUGUCCGUUUCAUC